Messenger RNA from Lutra lutra (Eurasian river otter), 1640 nucleotides. RefSeq names its product ferritin light chain-like. Gene Ontology annotation, molecular function: ferric iron binding; ferrous iron binding. Gene Ontology annotation, cellular component: cytoplasm. The transcript is spliced from 3 exons. Lineage: Eukaryota; Metazoa; Chordata; Mammalia; Carnivora; Mustelidae. Bases 180 to 674 code for a protein of 164 amino acids. The record is from RefSeq and is a predicted model, not a curated record. Gene Ontology annotation, biological process: iron ion transport; intracellular iron ion homeostasis.
GCGACUGCGCAUGCUGAGAAGGCCGCCCGCGCCGGCACGCCCGCGCAGGCUCAGACCCCCAGGCCAACAGCCGGGCAGGGCCGCGGGGAGGGAGUGGAAGAGCCUGGGGCGGGGUCGGAGGUCAGCUCAGCCUCUUCCAGGCGGCCCUUGGCACGGUCCCUCCCUACCUUAACACAAAGAUGACUUUUACCCUGGGUAUCAGAAACAUCUGCAAGACUGACUCCGCACCCGCUAAAGGUAACGAUGUAGCUCUGAAGGGCAUGGGUCGCUUCUUCCAAGAGUUGGCUGAGGAGAAGCAGGAAGGUGCCCAGUGCCUCUUGAAGAUGCAAAACCAGUGGAGCGACUUCCCCGUCCUCCCGGAUGAGCAGAAGCUGUCCGAAGUUGAGUGGCUUAGCAGCGUGGAUGCGAUGGAAGCCGCGAUGGUCUUGGAGAAGAGCCUGAACCAGGCCCUUCUGGAUCUGCAUGCCCUGGGUGCUGCCAACGCAGAUCCUCGUCUCUGUGAUUUUCUGGAGAGCCACUUCCUGGAAGAGGAGAUGAAGCUCAUCAAGAGGAUGGGUGACCAUCUAACCAACCUCUGCAGGCUGGCCAACCCCCAAGGGGGGCUGAGUGAGUAUCUCUUUGGAAAGCUUACCUUGAAGUCUAACGAGGAGACUCCAGAGCCCAGCAGCCUUUGAGCAACCCGUCCACCUGCCUUCCCUGGUGUCGAGAUUUCUGCUGGAGCCUCUUUCUCCAGCCAGGAGGCAACUUUUUAACCAUGAUGAAACCCUUGUCCAAGUUGUGAGAUCAAAUAGAAACAAAAAAGUUCUUUGUGCUGAGGGGGAAAAAAAACUAGGCUGCAGGGGGUGGGGGGAUAUGCAGAACAGGAUGGAGGAUUUGUAGUAUGUUUAAUUCUCUAGAUUUUCUAAAGAAAAUGUACCUAACUUUUGUGAAUUGUCUGUGUACGUUGAGGAUCUAUGUUUUCUGUGUCAAGAAAAAUUAUCUAUUUUAUCUUAUCUAUUCAUAAGAUGCAUACAAUUUUAGAGGUUUUAGAAUUUCUCUGAAACCAUUCUCGGUACUAGACUAAGCUUUAUUGUUUUAAAAUUCACCUUUGAUUUUGCCUAGCAGAGGAGAUAGCUGAGUACCUUGACCAUAUCAUCUUGUGCCCACCCCCAACCCUCAAACUCAUGAUAAAAUCAAUUUUCCUGGUUUUUAAGUUGCUGUGAUGCCAUCUGGUAUAUUGAAUAUAAUAAGAAAAAGCCCUGCGAAAUUCAUCUUUGUGUCUCCAAUUAGGUUGCUACUGAGAACACUGAUUAUUACAUCAUGCACUGACCUCUUUAGGAAGCCUCUCAGGAGAAAUUUCUUUCUGGCCUUAGUAUUAGGAAUAAGAGUUCUUUGCUUGGGUAAUUGGUUUGUUUUUGUUUUAUGGACACUGUAAAUGAUGUAACUAAUUAAGUUUCCGUUUCUGACUGCCUGUGAGAAAGCUUAGAGCGAAAUUUGUGGUCCACCCAGAGUAAAAAAGUAGGAUUGUAUGAGCAUUUUUACACAGGCUUCAUCUCUGAUUCUGCUGUUACUAAUUUCUUGGUGUAUGUUAUGGAUCCUUUUAAGUCAUCUUAAGCCCUUUCUAGAACAAGGUUGUGUAUAAAUAGAUAAAUAAACUUUAA